Messenger RNA from Daldinia decipiens, 575 nucleotides. RefSeq lists its product as uncharacterized. NCBI's taxonomy places the organism in Eukaryota, Fungi, Ascomycota, Sordariomycetes, Xylariales, Hypoxylaceae. The transcript is spliced from 2 exons. Bases 331 to 561 code for a protein of 76 amino acids. The record is from RefSeq and is a predicted model, not a curated record.
AGUUCUUGGAUCCAGUCUCCAGUCUAAGCUUAGCGGGUAUCCAUCCAUCCAUCGAUUUAUUAUUUACUAUGUAUAUUACGGAGUACCGCUGCUCAUCUAUUUAUUAUGAAUCUAUCGUCCUGUCUGAUCCUUCUCUUUUAUAAUCCAUGUUACUUAACCUUCACUUGUUACGUCUCAUCUUAAAAGAUCGCCAAGGAGGAUUCUUCCAUCUACCUAAGUUGCAUUGAUCCUCCGAGCUUAAAUUAUCAAAUAGAGUCAACCCGCCAACUUUCAGUCUCUCCCUACGACUGUUGGAUAUCUCUGGGUUACGGCGUAGCGAAACCAUCAAAGAUGCACUUCAACCUAUUAUUACCUAUCAUAACGGCUUUCUCGUUACUGGGAGCUCUGGUUCACGGCUCGCCCAUCAUGUGUCCAGACUCGAAACGAGAUGCGAUCCUUAGCGGAGCAAUGCCGGCAGAAGAAUGUUGCAGUUACGGAGUCUGUAAGAACACAGUCGUGAUCGCGAUGGGACGUGCACAGGAGAAAGACAGUUCGGCAAUCCGUUACAACGAAAGGCGGUGACGAAACGAAACGAG